Sodiomyces alkalinus F11 is the source of this 1812-nucleotide messenger RNA. RefSeq names its product EPT/RTPC-like protein. Gene Ontology annotation, biological process: RNA processing. The record is from RefSeq and is a predicted model, not a curated record. Gene Ontology annotation, molecular function: RNA-3'-phosphate cyclase activity. Gene Ontology annotation, cellular component: nucleus. Bases 254 to 1681 code for a protein of 475 amino acids. The transcript has a single exon. NCBI's taxonomy places the organism in Eukaryota, Fungi, Ascomycota, Sordariomycetes, Glomerellales, Plectosphaerellaceae.
CCCCCCUGAAUAUUAAGGUACCUAACCAUAUGACUCCUCAUUCCUCACAGAGCCAGAAAGGCGCAAACAAAAACGCAAUUACAUCGCUGUCACACCGUCUGUCUACUAAGGCCAACGGCGGUGUCUUCUACUACCAAGAAGCACAUCAGAGCUUCAAGAAGAAAAUCUAUCCCAGGUCGUGCAGGCCAUUCGACUCGACAUUUGACGAUUCCAACCAAACACGCGCAAAAUCGACCGUGCUAGCAAUUCAACAAUGCGUGUGAAAGUGAAACAGAACAAACCCAUCGAUAUUGACGGCCGGACGGGCGAAGGCGGUGGCCAGCUCGUCCGGGUAGCAAUCGCGCUGUCCGCUGUAACUGGCCAGCCGGUGAGGAUCACCAACAUCCGGGGAAACCGGCCCAGGGGCGGAGGCCUCAAAUCGCAGCAUGCAACAGCAAUCGAGUACCUCUCCUCCGCCACCUCCGCGACUACAUCCGGCCUUUCCGUCGGUAGCAAGACCCUAACAUUCCACCCGUCCACAUCGCCGUCCCCAAUCCUUGCUGCGAGUCGCUACAUCUCCAUCGCCGCCGACUCCCCUAGCGCAAGCGCCCUGCUCAUCUUCCAAGCUGUCCUACCGUAUCUCAUCUUCCGUGGCUCGGUUUCCUUCGAUAACGACACCGACAGGGAAGCGAAGGAAGAAAGAGAGGACGGGGCGGGGCCCAAGGCAGAGCAGGAACCAAUCACCCUGACCAUCUCCGGCGGUAGCAACGUCAGCUUCGCCCCAUCAUGGGAAUACGCAGACCAAGUCCUGUUACCGGCUCUCCGGUCCCGCUUCGGCCUACAAAUCGAGGGCCAAUUGCUCCGUCGCGGCUGGUCCCUCGGCCCCAAGAGCCAAGGCGCCGUGCGUUUCCGCAUCGUGCCCUUGCAGAGGGGACAGUCCCUACAACCCCGCCACGACGCCACCUCCCUCGCCGCAAAAGUAUUCACAGCCGCUGAUGAUGACCCAGUGAUUACGCGCGUUGACGUCUCUGUCAUCACGCCGGCGUACACGCACGACGAAUUCACGCUCCACCUGACCGACCAACUCGGUGCCCGGUUCCCCGGCGCGGAUGUCGAGUUCAAGGUCCUCGAGGACUCGGGCGAUGGUGCUAGGGUUUACGUCCUCCUAGUGGCGCGGUCGCGGCCGGUUCGCGACGGAGACGAAGACGUGGACCUGCGCUGGGGGCGUGAUGUGCUCACUUCGAUACCCAAAAAGGGCGGGAAGGCCGCGGCUCAGAAGUUUUCGUCGCUGCUGGUACGUAAGCUCGUGGCUCAGCUCGGGGAGGAGGUGGACAAGCGAUGCGUGUGUGACCAGUAUCUGGAGGACCAGCUCGUCGUUUUCCAGGCAUUGGCGCAGGGAACCACGAGCUGUCCCCGCUUCGACGCCCCCGAGGAGGAUGUAGAUGGUACUGAGGAUAACGGGGUGAAACGCGUGACUCGUUCCAUGGAGGGUCUGGGUCUUGAAAAUGAACGGUUGCGGAAGGACAAGACCCACGACCCGUUUGGACUGGGGACCUUGCACUCGCAGACGGCACGAUGGGUGGCUUCCGAGAUGCUGCCAGGGGUGGAAUGGUACAAUAAGGGUACGAUUUGCAAGGCCAUCGGUUUGAGUGCAGGGGGAAUGAACUCCAUGAACCUGGACUCCUGGGCCGUUCCACCCUGAGUUAAGAUUAAGCAGCUUCGAACAGAGUCGAGAGAUAGAUACCUACAUGCAAGCAAUGCACACAUUGCAUAACGCCGCAGACAAUGCACACCUUAAUUUCUCGGGCUUGCUUCUUCCCCUGCUUCUUCCCC